This is a messenger RNA of Adineta ricciae, 963 nucleotides long. NCBI's taxonomy places the organism in Eukaryota, Metazoa, Rotifera, Eurotatoria, Adinetida, Adinetidae. The record is from the annotation of a GenBank genome assembly.
AUGACGCUAGCAACAUCUCUGUAUGAGAUUCAACGGCAAGUAUUUCGAAUCGGCGGUCCAGUAUUAAUAGCGAUUGGAAGUGUCAGUUGCUUGUUGAAUAUAUUCAUACUUACGAAAGAUACUUUACGAAAAAAUCCAUGUACUAUCUGCUUAAUUGCUGUUAAUAUUAUCAAUUUUUCCUAUUUUUAUCUGGGUCUUUUACCGACGACACUAGCUGUCGGUUAUAACAUUGAUCCAAGUACAACUAGUCUUGCGUUUUGUCGAUUUCGUUAUUAUGCUGCUUUUAUUCUGGCAUGUUGGCAAGCAUCCUGUCUCAUUUUAGCUUCUGUUGAUCGUACACUGAUUACUUCAGGAAAUGCUAGGACACGAAAACGUAGUACGAGUCGUUCGGUGAAAGUGAGCAUGAUAUUCUUAGGAAUAUUCUGGCUAUUAGCCGAAAGUCAUGCAUUGAUUUUUACGGACAUUGUUGAGUUUGGAUACAAUUAUUUCGUUUGCUUCUACCGGCCGGGUUUAUAUACUACGAUUAUGACUUAUCAUUCGUUCAUAAUUAUGGGGUUUACUCCAACUCUGCUUAUGGCAAUAUUUGCCCUUUGGACGGUGAAGAAUAUUCGAAGCAUACGUCUUCGUCGUCGUCGUCCGGUGCAAGAUGCUCCGAUAGCAACACUCGGCAUGAUCACAAUUCAGAGACCACUUGCACUUCGCUCGAAAGAUCGACAGUUGAUCCGAAUCUUACUUAUAGAUAUACUUGCUUAUAUUAUUUGCAAGUUUCCGUCAGCGAUUGCUCUUCUGUAUCUACAAGUUACUUCGAAUUAUAAUAAAAGUGCUGAUGAGCAAGUAAUUCAACAAUCAAUUCUGCAAAUGUCAUUCUUCUGGUACUUCAUUGACAAUGGAAUUGGCUUUUAUAAGAAUAUUCUCGUGGCAGACACAUUUCGAAAGGAACUCAAGCGCAUCUUAUUCUCCUAG